This is a messenger RNA of Phaethon lepturus (White-tailed tropicbird), 1365 nucleotides long. RefSeq names its product glucocorticoid modulatory element binding protein 2 (gene GMEB2). The coding region runs from base 1 to 1365 and encodes 454 amino acids. Gene Ontology annotation, biological process: positive regulation of transcription by RNA polymerase II. Gene Ontology annotation, molecular function: RNA polymerase II cis-regulatory region sequence-specific DNA binding; DNA-binding transcription activator activity, RNA polymerase II-specific. Gene Ontology annotation, cellular component: nucleus. NCBI's taxonomy places the organism in Eukaryota, Metazoa, Chordata, Aves, Phaethontiformes, Phaethontidae. The record is from RefSeq and is a predicted model, not a curated record. The transcript has 7 exons.
AUGGCUGAAGAUGAGGACAGUUUGGAGGCAGAGAUUGUCUACCCCAUCACCUGCGGAGACAGCAAAGCCAACCUCAUCUGGAGAAAGUUUGUGUGCCCUGGGAUCAACGUGAAGUGUGUGCAGUUUGACGAUCACCUGAUUAGUCCCAAGGAGUUUGUCCACUUGGCGGGCAAGUCAACCCUGAAGGAUUGGAAGCGGGCGAUCCGGAUGAACGGGAUCAUGCUCCGGAAGAUCAUGGACUCUGGAGAACUGGAUUUCUACCAGCACACGAAGGUCUGUUCCAACACCUGCCGGAGCACCAAAAUCGACCUGACCGGAGCCAGGGUGUCCUUGACCAGCCAGACGUCAACGGAGUACAUCCCUCUCACUCCCGCUUCUGCAGAUGUGAACGGAUCCCCAGCUACGAUUACCAUAGAAACGUGCGAGGAUGCCAACGAUUGGAGCACCAGCGUCGGAGAUGACACCUUUGCUUUCUGGCGAGGCUUGAAGGAUACGGGUCUCCUGGAAGAAGUAAUCCAGGAGUUCCACCAGGAGCUAGUGGAGACCAUGAAGGGCUUGCAGCAGCGAGCGCAGGAUCCCCCGCUGCAGCUCGGUGAUGCUGUUUUACUCAACAACGUAGUCCAGAACUUCGGUAUGCUGGAUCUGGUCAAGAAGGUCCUGGCCAGCCACAAGUGUCAGAUGGAUCGCUCGAGGGAGCAGUACACGCGGGAUUUGGCAGCUCUGGAGCAGCAGUGCGACGAGCACCGCAAGCGAGCGAAGGAGCUGAAGCACAAAUCGCAGCACCUCAACAACGUCCUGAUGACCCUCACGCCCGUCUCCGUCCCCACGCCUCUAAAACGUCCCAGGCUGACCAGGGCCACCUCCGGACCAGCUGCCAUCACGUCCCAAGUCCUGUCCCAGCCGGCACAGCUCGCCGUCACCCCCGGCGUGCCGGUCUCCCAGCUUGCCAACCUCCCUCUCAGCAAAGUGGUCUCAGCCCUCCCACCCUCGGUGCUGGGGAAGAGCCCGUCCCAGCCUCCCGCUGCCAGCUCCCCGGCCUCCCCGCUGCUGGGAGGGUACACGGUACCUGCCUCCGCUGGCUCCACCUUCCCCGGUACGGUGGAGAUCCACCCGGACGCUUCCAACCUGACGGUGCUGAGCACGGCCGCGGUCCAGGACGGCAGCACGGUCGUGAAGGUGGUGAGCCCCUUCCAGCUGCUGACGCUGCCGGGACUUGGCACGACCAUCCAGAACGUGACGCAAAUGGCUCCCGGUGGGAGCACGGUCGUGACCGUCCCAUCCGGUGCCACCGAGGCUGCUGGGGAUGAGCACGCCGCCGCCGCCAUCGAGGUGGCCGCAGUGGCCCAUGAGGCGGAGCAGAAGUGA